Molecule: messenger RNA, 660 nt
Organism: Closterium sp. NIES-65
Lineage: Eukaryota; Viridiplantae; Streptophyta; Zygnematophyceae; Desmidiales; Closteriaceae
Source: the annotation of a GenBank genome assembly
AUGGAUCCGAUUAUGACACGUCAUCAUGACCGACGACAGUCACUGUUGAGGGAUUCAAGGGACAAUGCGGGCCGGCGGCACGAGACCCGGCGGCUGUCCUCUUCCCCUCACCCCCCUGCUUCUGGUCGACGCGACCGGCCUAUGAAAGGGAUGAAUGGGCCCGAUAGGCUUGAUAGACUCGAUAGGCUUGAUAGGCGUGGUGGGCGCGGUAGGACUGAUGAGUCGGGUGAGCCGGAUGAGUUGGAUGGGGAGGACGGGGCGGAUGAUGGGCCUGAAGGGGCUGAUGGGUGGAUUGGGAGGAGGAGGAAGCGGGGAUCGGCAUGGGGCGAGAGGGAACUGCCAUCGACCUCCAGGAGAAAUUUCAGGAGAGAUUCCAGGGGGGAUCAUUACGAGGGUGCUUUCCCAGCAGUUCCAGCGUUUUCAGGAGGAGAAGCGUUUUCGGGUGGAGAAAGGGCGUAUGAGGACGGUGAUGUGAUGGUGGAGAGGGCGUGUGCGGAGUUUGAGGAUGGCAUGCAGGAGUGGGCGGAGAGUCUGUGCUGCCAGUUUGAAGACUCAAUGAUGGAGUUUGCUGAAGCUGCUUGCUUUCAGUUUAAAAGUCUAACGAGGGAGUUCAGAGAUUCGUGGAUGGCUGGGAGAGGUGCUAAGCGGUACCAAAGGUAG